Messenger RNA from Paramormyrops kingsleyae, 3119 nucleotides. NCBI's taxonomy places the organism in Eukaryota, Metazoa, Chordata, Actinopteri, Osteoglossiformes, Mormyridae. The record is from RefSeq and is a predicted model, not a curated record.
UACUGUCAUUAUCGAAAUUUAAUUGGCACUUCCAGCACCUCCGGUGACUUGCUCAUGGCGGCACCCUCUUUGUUUCCGGGUCACUUUUUUUUAAAACCGGCGCAGAAGACUUUGGAUAUUUACCGCAGUAUACUUUCGGCUUUAACUGUUCUUUUCUUUCCAUACUUUAAUUUCAGUCGUCCUCCCUUAUCGACUCCGACAACUACCCUACCAGCACAGUCGACAUGGCCUUGGUUUCCGCCGCCCUUGUUUUGCGGACUAACCGGACUUUGUCUGUAUGGGCAAUUUCGGCCGGCCUCCGAGGGGGCUUUUCCCGCGGCUUCGGCCCAGUUCAGUCUCUGUCGGCAUUUUGCUCCGCUUCUUCACAGACUGUGGUUUCGGAGAGGAGGGGCUCAGUGGUCACCAUCGGAAUCAAUCGACCAGAAGCGCGCAAUGCGGUGAACCAGGAAACGGCUCAGCGCCUUCUGGAGGAGUUCACCGCCUUUGACAGCGACCCUGACCUCACGGUAGCGGUACUCCAUGGCAUUGGAGGGAACUUCUGUGCUGGUUAUGAUCUGAAGGAACUUGCCCAUCAGUCUGCAUCCCUCAAAUUGGAACAAGAUGUCACCAAAGGUCCUGGGCCGAUGGGUCCCUCCCGCCUGCAGCUCUCCAAGCCGCUGCUAGCAGCUGUCAGUGGCUACACUGUCGCCGGCGGUCUCGAGCUCGCGCUCUGCGCUGACAUCAGAGUGGUGGAGCAGAGUGCCGUGAUGGGCGUCUUCUGCCGGCGUUUCGGUGUCCCACUGAUUGAUGGGGGCACAGUAAGACUCCCCUGCCUCAUUGGUCUGUCCCGGGCUCUGGACCUGAUCCUAACUGGCCGGCCGAUUGGUGCACAGGAAGCACUGGCCUUUGGGCUGGCCAAUCGCGUCGUUCCAGAUGGGCAAGCCCUGCAGGUGGCCCUGGAGCUGGCCCAGCAGAUCGGCAGCUUCCCCCAGCAGUGUCUCCGUGCCGACCGCGCCUCGGCGUACCACAGUGCUUUGGAGGCGCCCCCCUUCCGGGAGGCCAUGCAGUACGAGUUCGACCACAGUGUGGCGGUCCUCCAGCUGGAGAGCGUGGCAGGGGCUGCCAGGUUCAGCUCAGGCACUGGGCGAGGAGGGGCCUUCCCAACCAGCAGCACGCAUGAUGACACGCGUGCAGAAUGACUGCUCCUCAUCAGAGCUGCUCCUCUCAGUCUGCUGCGGGACAAUGACAUCCGGAAGCAUGUAGGGGUUUUGCCGGAUGCCAUCAUAUACCGCUUCAUUUUCACACACAAGACGUCUAUUGUACAGCACAACAAGAAUGAAUAAAUCCCACAACUUCAAUCAGUCGAAGCUUAAAACAAAUCUGCACCCGGACACAUAAACACGGAUCAGAAUAUACACCUGGUGCCCGUUUGUAAAGCCUGGUUUAUUGUGAAGCUCAUAUCAAAGCACUAUGGUGGACCGAGAGUAACUGGAAAACAGUGAUGCACAACAAUAACAUCAAAAGCACCAGUAGAGGGCUGUGCCAACCGGACGUCUGUGUAAAUCUUAUCACCUGAAGCAAGGGACUGGAGAUCUUUGCUCUGGAUGCAUCAGUCUCUCUCAUCUGCAGCAAUGAAAUGAUGAGACUCUGCUUUGAGCAUUUGCACGCAUCGUACGGCAUGAAUGCUGAAGGUAUGCGACAGAUUAACAGUGUGCAACACGUGCUUCAAAGACUUGCUUCUCCUGCAACAUGGGGGCUGGGCUGGAGGAGGUGGGAGACGUGGGCCCACCAAGCGAACGGACACUGCUGCAGCCCAUCAGUGGAUCUGCUGAAUGGGGGCAGGAACAAAUCCCAGCUUCCCUCAGUCUCCCCGAUGCUGCCUGGCUGUGCAGGCACACGUCCUUCAUUUAGCCUGAUACGUGUCAAAAGGCAAGGUGAUGCCUAAUCAGAACAUAUUGCUACCAGUUCAUGCUCCUGUUUCACCGUGUUUUUAUUUUUAUUUUUAUUUUUAUUUUUAUUUUUUAUCUACAUUUAGUCCUUUAUAGCAAAUGGGGCUGUGUCUUUAGUGUGUUCCCUCCUCUAGCGUGCUUGUAAUCAGUGGGGGGGCAACUCUGCACCCCCUAAUCAGCCCUCCAUGGUGUGGGCCACCUGCAGGCAACGCCAAUCUCCCUUAUCUGCCCUGUCCGCUUGCGGCUCCCAUCCGUGGCCAGACGUCUCCUGCGGGUGGAGGGGGGGGGGGACACUGAUCUCCUGAUGCGGCUGCAGAGUGCCCCACCCCCUCCCCAGUCAUUCACUGUGUUUGAAGUUCUGACAUGGUGUCACUGAGCAGAGCUUCCGUAACACCUCUGCUGACCUGGGACCAUCAGAAGCUGCAUUAGGAGAUCACUCACACUUUAGUCAUCGAAAGGGCAGAUUAUGCCAUGAAUAUUGAGAUUGUUCAAUUGAUCAAGCCUUAAAACAGGCUGGGAGCCUCCCAUGAGGAAGGUCUUCCAACUUGCUUUUAAGCAACAUUUGUUGGAUACCGCUUAACAAAACAACAGUUUUACAAGCUUUACUUUCCAAUGCUGUGCUCAAGGGGUCCUCGCCGGGCACUGCUUUGUUUCCGGGUAAAUAACCCCUCUGCUGAAAACAAGGAGCAGAAUUGACUGUGGUUGAUAAAAGCAAAUUCAGAAAGUGCAUGUUGAUUUAUUAACUGCUGGGUUCUAUGCAUUUUUGUUGCUCUGCAAUUCCAUAGUAGUUUGAUGCUGCUGCGACUUGGGCUCCCCCUGUGCCUGGAUCCCGGCCAGCCUGGGGGAUAGCAUCUGCGGCUUUGAUGUUGUGGUUUACACUUCUGCCAGAUAAGAUUGCCGGCAGAGUGAUAAGAGAACUCCCUCUAUCGAGUGAUCAGGGAUCUGGCAGACACAACAUGAGACUCCCGGAGGAGACGGGGAGGAAGGGGCAGCAGGGAGACGCUCUGUUCCUUCUCAGGGUGGGAGACCUAAUUGAGAUUUAUGUAAAAUGUACUGGUUUUCCUUUGAAUGUCUUGAUGUUGUUAAUGAACACCUCAGUGUUCUCUGAAAAUUUGUUUUUGCAGGCCUAAUGCACUUGUAUGGUCACAAUCAUGGGUUUGAGAUUUGGCUCAAUAAAUAAGAAGAAAUCUU